CUGUAAAAUAUCGUUUAUAUUAGGAAAAAACGCUAAUUCAAAUUGUUUUUAUUUUCAUGUGGCAGAGAUGAAAAGUGGGUUCGGCCCACCAAUAUACUUGCUGGUGGGCCUGAGCAAAGUAGUCCACUUUCUUCUUCUUCGUUGAGAAAUCCUCCCGAGAAUUCCGAGUUCUCUGUUCUACUGUCCAGGUCAAACAAACACUUCUCAGAUUUUCUUCUCUCACAAAACCCAGCUCUCAUCUCACCCCAAAAAUGGAAAUUAAAUAAAUAAAUAAAUAAUAUUAAACCUGCUCUCCUUAUGAAUUCAUGCAACAGAGCUAAUUGGUGGGCUGGGGAAUCGAAGCCCCCUUCACCUCACCGCCCUCAAUUUCCAUCACAGUCACAUAGUUGACUGUAAAUUCUGCUUCUUUCUUCAAUCUGCUUCUGCUUUCUGCCCAAUUGUCAAAAGCACUUUUUUUGCAUGUGGGAUCUUCUAAUUCCCAGAAAAUUGCAGUUUCAGAGAUCCCCAGAUUCCCCACAAGCUUAAUCUGCCAGAAAAGCACAAAACCCAGGUGGGUUUUUUGUGCUGGAGUUUUGAAAUGGCCAACUGCUUAGAGGAAUUGGAUAAUGCAAUUGCAAAAUUGCAUCAAAACUUUCAGGAAUUGAGGUACCACCUUGAGAAGUCGUUCUUAGAGCAGGGCAGGGCCCUGUUGAAAUUUGAAGCUCAGUGGAAAGAUCUUAAGAAAGAUCACAGCAGAGAAAACGAGCAGCGGCAAGUUCACCUGCAACAAAUGGGUUUCUCAAUACCAUCAAAUGGGACAGAUCACUAUGCUUCUGCAAAUCCGAAUGCUGCCUCAUGGAGUAACACUAGUGCUCGGCCGGCUGGAAAUGCUACUCCUCGUCCUUCUGGAAACGGUACUCCAAAACUGCAUUGUGAGGUAUGCAAUAUUUAUUGCGACACCAAGGAUGUACUCAACAAGCAUAAACAGGGAAAAAAGCACAAGAUGAAUUUGGAUAAGUUGAAGGGCAAAAAGAUCCCUGGAGAAAACAGUAAGAGGAGAGCAGCUGAUCAACCUCGGGAGGAUUUAGAAACUAAGAGAAGGAAGGUUCUUGAAAGCGGGGCAGCACCCGAAGCUUUAAGGACUUGCGCUUUAUGUAAUGUGGUCUGUCUUACUGAGACGGAUUUCAAUAAUCAUCGCUCCGGACAAAGGCAUGUUGAGGCCGCUACUGCGGCGAGGAGACAUGGUGCUGGAACAAGUGGAGCAAGCAGCCACUGGCAGUCGCAGUGGAGAUAUCAGGGUUGGAAUUCAUAACUAGUAGGACUGCAGUGAGGCUCUGAGCUUCAUAACCAAAUUAUUUUUUCUUACUUUUUGUAACUAAUUGCCUAAAAGAUUCUAAAUCUCAAACUUCAGACCCAUUUGGUAAUCAUUUCAGUUUUCGGUUCAA
Messenger RNA from Pyrus x bretschneideri (Chinese white pear), 1424 nucleotides. RefSeq lists its product as uncharacterized. The record is from RefSeq and is a predicted model, not a curated record. The transcript is spliced from 3 exons. Bases 578 to 1291 code for a protein of 237 amino acids. Lineage: Eukaryota; Viridiplantae; Streptophyta; Magnoliopsida; Rosales; Rosaceae. Gene Ontology annotation, molecular function: nucleic acid binding; zinc ion binding.